GAUUUCCGUUUCCGGCGCGCCUCGCUCUGGUCCCUGCGGCGGCGGCCGAGCCUUGUGCCUCCGCCAUAUUGUCUGUGUGCGGCGGCGGCGGCGGCGGUAGCGGCCGCGCCAGGUGGAGGAAUCUGAGGCCUUUCUCUGUCAGCACUGCAGACCAGAUCGCCUCUGAUUUCACAUCUCACUUCCGCCUGCCAAGCUGUCUGAUAUGUCGGGACCCGUGCCGAGCAGGGCCAGAGUUUACACGGAUGUGAACACACACAGACCCCGGGAGUACUGGGACUAUGAGUCACAUGUUGUUGAGUGGGGAAAUCAAGAUGACUACCAGCUAGUUCGAAAAUUAGGCCGAGGCAAAUACAGUGAAGUGUUUGAAGCCAUCAACAUUACAAAUAACGAAAAAGUAGUUGUUAAAAUUCUCAAGCCUGUUAAAAAGAAGAAAAUCAAGCGUGAAAUCAAGAUCUUAGAGAACUUGCGAGGCGGUCCCAAUAUAAUCACCCUUGCAGAUAUAGUAAAAGAUCCUGUGUCUCGAACACCCGCUCUGGUUUUUGAACAUGUAAACAACACAGACUUUAAGCAAUUAUACCAGACAUUAACAGAUUAUGAUAUUCGAUUCUACAUGUAUGAGAUUUUGAAGGCUCUAGAUUACUGCCAUAGCAUGGGAAUCAUGCACAGAGAUGUCAAACCUCACAACGUCAUGAUUGACCAUGAGCACAGAAAGCUUAGACUAAUAGACUGGGGUUUGGCUGAAUUCUAUCACCCUGGCCAAGAGUACAAUGUCAGAGUGGCUUCCAGAUAUUUCAAAGGACCUGAACUUCUUGUAGAUUAUCAGAUGUAUGAUUACAGUCUGGAUAUGUGGAGCUUGGGUUGCAUGUUGGCUAGUAUGAUAUUCCGAAAGGAGCCAUUUUUCCAUGGCCAUGACAACUAUGAUCAGCUGGUGAGGAUAGCCAAGGUGCUGGGGACAGAAGAUCUUUAUGACUACAUUGACAAAUACAACAUUGAGCUGGAUCCACGUUUCAAUGACAUCUUGGGCAGACACUCCCGUAAGCGAUGGGAGCGCUUUGUCCACAGUGAGAACCAACAUCUGGUGAGUCCAGAAGCGCUGGAUUUCUUAGACAAGCUGCUGCGAUAUGAUCACCAGUCACGACUCACAGCAAGAGAAGCCAUGGAACACCCCUACUUCUAUCCCAUUGUGAAAGACCAGGCUCGGAUGGGCCCGUCCAACAUGCCGGGUGGCAGCACUCCUGUCAGCAGUGCGAGCAUGAUGUCAGGGAUUUCUUCAGUGCCAACACCUUCACCCCUUGGACCUCUAGCAGGCUCACCUGUCAUCUCUGCCACCACCACCCUGGGGAUGCCAGUUCCAGCUGCUGCAGGCGCCCAGCAGUAGUGAUGGGCUCUGUCUCCUGCUGCCUGAGCUGAGUCAGGUUUCGAGCUGGUGGCUACUUAAAGCUGGAAAAAUCAGACUGCGCCAAGUCCGAUCCCACAUCUUCACCCACCAUCCCCUCCCUCACGUGCCAUGUGGUGAGAAUACCAGUUACCUCACAGUCUUGUAAAUAUGCACUGAGAGGAAGGAGCGAGGAGACGUUAACUUAAACUGAAAUGGUAGAUCAGUAAUUGUGGACAAAUAUUAUCAUUGACAACGGAAAAGCACCCUUGUUACAGCCCUGCUACCCCUUGCUGUGUAUAUAUACUUUGUCCUUCAUAUGUGAAAGAUCCAGUGUUGGAAUUCUUUGGUGUAAAUAAACAUUUGGUUUUAUUUAUCGA
Molecule: messenger RNA, 1755 nt
Organism: Oenanthe melanoleuca
Lineage: Eukaryota; Metazoa; Chordata; Aves; Passeriformes; Muscicapidae
Gene: CSNK2A1
Product: casein kinase 2 alpha 1
Exons: 14
Coding region: 203-1378 (391 amino acids)
Biological process (GO): protein phosphorylation
Cellular component (GO): cytosol; protein kinase CK2 complex; nucleus
Molecular function (GO): protein serine/threonine kinase activity; ATP binding
Source: RefSeq, a predicted model, not a curated record